AUGCAUUGGGCUCUCUCUAGCUGCAGCGUGUCCCAGCGUUCAGUGUCUGCUUUAAGCGUGUCCCAGCGUUCAGUGUCUGCUUUAAGCGUGUCCCAGCGUUCAGUGUCUGCUUUAAGCGUGUCCCAGCGUUCAGUGUCUGCUUUAAGCGUGUCCCAGCGUUCAGUGUCUGCUUUAAGCGUGUCCCAGCGUUCAGUGUCUGCUUUAAGCGUGUCCCAGCGUUCAGUGUCUGCUUUAAGCGUGUCCCAGCGUUCAGUGUCUGCUUUAAGCGUGUCCCAGCGUUCAGUGUCUGCUUUAAGCGUGUCCCAGCGUUCAGUGUCUGCUUUAAAGCGUGUCCCAGCGUUCAGUGUCUGCUUUAAGCGUGUCCCAGCGUUCAGUGUCUGCUUUAAGCGUGUCCCAGCGUUCAGUGUCUGCUUUAAGCGUGUCCCAGCGUUCAGUGUCUGCUUUAAGCGUGUCCCAGCGUUCAGUGUCUGCUUUAAGCGUGUCCCAGCGUUCAGUGUCUGCUUUAAGCGUGUCCCAGCGUUCAGUGUCUGCUUUAAGCGUGUCCCAGCGUUCAGUGUCUGCUUUAAGCGUGUCCCAGCGUUCAGUGUCUGCUUUAAGCGUGUCCCAGCGUUCAGUGUCUGCUUUAAGCGUGUCCCAGCGUUCAGUGUCUGCUUUAAGCGUGUCCCAGCGUUCAGUGUCUGCUUUAAGCGUGUCCCAGCGUUCAGUGUCUGCUUUAAGCGUGUCCCAGCGUUCAGUGUCUGCUUUAAGCGUGUCCCAGCGUUCAGUGUCUGCUUUAAGCGUGUCCCAGCGUUCAGUGUCUGCUUUGAGCGUGUCCCAGCGUUCAGUGUCUGCUUUAAGCGUGUCCCAGCGUUCAGUGUCUUUUUCUUUUUCUCUCUUUUUCUUUUUCUCUCUUUUUCUUUUUCUCUCUUUUCUCUCUCUCUCUCUCUUUUUCUCUCUCUUGAUUUUUUCUCUCUCUCUUUCUCUCUUUUUCUCUCUCUCGUUUUCUCUCUCUCUCUGUUUCUCUCUUUCUCUCUCAUUUUUUCUCUCUCUCUCUCAUUUCUCUCUCUCUCUCUCUCUCUCUCUCUCUCGUUUCUCUCUCUCUCUCAUUCUUUUCUCUCUCUCUCUCUCGUUUUUUCUCUCUCUCUCAUUUUCUCUACACUCUCUCUCUCUCCUCUGUCGUUUUCUCUCUCUCUCUCACUCUGUCGUUUUCUCUCUCUCUCACUCUGUAAUUUUCUCUCUCUCUCUCUCACUCUGAAUAUUUUUGAAAACUCUGUUUUUCUCUCUACUCUGUCUUUCACUCUCUGUUUCUCUCUCUCUCUCUCGUUUUUCCUCUCUCUCUCUCUCGUUUUCUUCUCUCUCUCAUUUUCUCUCUCUCUCUCUCGUUUUCUCUCUCUCUGUCAUUGCUCUCUCUCUCUGCUAUUUUCUCUCUCUCGGUCGCCUGUCGUUUUCUCUCUCUCUCUCUCACUCUGUCGUUUUUUCUCUCUCUCUCUGUCGUUUUCUCUCUCUCUCUCUCACUCUGUCGUUUCUCUCUCUCUCUGUCGUUUUCUCUCUGCCUCUCUCACUCUGUCAUUUCUCUCUCUCUCUGUAAUUUUCUCUCUCUCUCUCUCAUAUCUGUCGUUUUCUCUCUCUCUGUCAUUUUUUCUCUCUCUCUCACGGCCAUAUUUCUUUUUCUCUCUUACUUUGUCGUUUUCUCUCACUCUCUCUCUCUCACUCUGUCGUUUCUCUCUCUCUCUCACUCUGUCGUUUUCUCUCUCUCUCUCACUCUGUCGUUGUUUUCUCUCUCUCUCACUCUGUCGUUUUCUCUCUCACUCUGUCGUUUUCUCUCUCUCUCUCUCGUUUUCUCUCUCUCUCUGUCGUUUUCUCUCUCACUCUGUCGUUUUCUCUCUCUGUCGUCGUUCUCUCUCUCGUUUUUCUCUCUCUCUCUCUCAAAAAAAAAUUUUCUUCUCUCUCUCUGUCGUUUUCUCUCUCUCUCUGAAAUUUUCUCUCUCUCUCUCACUCUGUCGUUUUCUCUCUCUCUCUGUCAUUUUCUCUCUCUCUAACUCUGUCGUUUUUCUCUCUCUCUGUCGUUUUUCUCUCUCUCUCUCUCACUCUGUCGUUUCUCUCUGCCUCUGA
Molecule: messenger RNA, 2091 nt
Organism: Acanthosepion pharaonis
Lineage: Eukaryota; Metazoa; Mollusca; Cephalopoda; Sepiida; Sepiidae
Source: the annotation of a GenBank genome assembly